Sphaeramia orbicularis (orbiculate cardinalfish) is the source of this 4874-nucleotide messenger RNA. RefSeq names its product solute carrier family 17 member 6b (gene slc17a6b). NCBI's taxonomy places the organism in Eukaryota, Metazoa, Chordata, Actinopteri, Kurtiformes, Apogonidae. Gene Ontology annotation, molecular function: L-glutamate transmembrane transporter activity; neurotransmitter transmembrane transporter activity. The record is from RefSeq and is a predicted model, not a curated record. Bases 562 to 2307 code for a protein of 581 amino acids. Gene Ontology annotation, cellular component: excitatory synapse; synaptic vesicle membrane. The transcript has 12 exons. Gene Ontology annotation, biological process: neurotransmitter loading into synaptic vesicle; synaptic transmission, glutamatergic; regulation of synapse structure or activity.
AUGUGGCCAGAUGUUGGACGCGGAGCUGCUGUCGCUGACCUCGGUGCUGAACACGACGUCAGAUGAACCUGCGCUCACCACAGGAGACACGAUACAGCCUCACUCCCUCUUUGAUUUAUCCACGCUACUCCAAACACCCACUUCUGCCUGCUAUAGUUUGCAUGUUUUUCCCCCCCUAUUUUAUUUCACCCUUCAUCUGCUCUCCUGUCUUGUAAUUUAGUCGAGGCUGAUACUGAUCAGCGACGGCGAUCAAUUUCACAGCUUUUCGUUUCCGUCGUGAUGGCACUUGACGCGGCUACUGUACACCAGGCAGGAGAGGAGCUGGAGGUGGACGAAGGCGCGCAGCUCGUUUGAUUCCCCGUUAAACCGAGGGCUUUUCGUUAUUGCACUGUGAAAGAUACAGUCGUCUGUUGGAUCGCCUCUUCCCUGGACUCACAUUUUUGUAUCAUAACUUGGUUUGUUGUUUUCCUUGUUGCCGCUGCAGUCGGCCAUCCUGUGCCGUAACAUGACGAUUAAGCAGUAAAUAUUAUUGUGAAAUAGGCCAAAACACAGAAACUGGAUAUGGAGUCAGUGAAGUCGAGAGCCGCGGCCGGGGUGAAGGAAUUUGCGGGGAAGACCCUGGGUCAUGUGUACAGGGUGAUGGAGAGGAAACAGAAAACCGGGGAAGUGAUAGAGCUGACGGAGGAUGGACGGCCCCGGGAGGCCGCGGAGAAGAAACCCCCCUUGUGUGACUGCAAGUGCUUCGGUCUGCCUCAGCGCUACAUCAUCGCCAUCAUGAGCGGCCUGGGCUUCUGCAUCUCCUUCGGUAUCCGGUGUAACCUGGGCGUGGCCAUAGUGGGCAUGGUUAACAACAGCACCAUCCAUCAAAACGGGAAGAUCAUCAUCAAAGAGAAAGCCAAGUUCAACUGGGAUCCGGAGACAGUGGGAAUGAUUCACGGAUCAUUUUUCUGGGGCUACAUCGUGACACAAAUCCCAGGAGGAUACAUAUCCUCCAGGCUGGCAGCAAACAGGGUAUUUGGUGCAGCCAUAGUCCUAACCUCAACUCUCAACAUGUUCAUUCCUUCGGCUGCUCGAGUCCAUUAUGGGUGUGUGAUUUUUGUCAGGAUAUUACAAGGACUGGUGGAGGGAGUGACCUACCCGGCCUGUCAUGGCAUCUGGAGUAAGUGGGCUCCUCCACUGGAAAGGAGUCGUCUGGCCACCAUCUCUUUCUGUGGUUCUUAUGCUGGUGCUGUGAUCGCGAUGCCUCUGGCCGGGAUCCUGGUUCAGUAUUCCGGCUGGUCCUCAGUCUUCUAUGUUUAUGGAUGCUUUGGCAUCUUCUGGUACAUGUUCUGGAUCUUAGUGUCUUAUGAGAGCCCUGCUGAACAUCCGUCCAUCAGUGAUGAGGAACGCUGCUACAUAGAGGAGAGCAUUGGAGAGAGUGCCAAGUUAAUGGGCCCUGCUGAGAAAUUCAAGACCCCCUGGAGAAAGUUCUUCACCUCUAUGCCUGUCUAUGCAAUCAUCGUAGCCAACUUCUGCAGGAGCUGGACAUUUUACCUGCUGCUCAUCAGCCAGCCUGCAUACUUUGAGGAAGUGUUUGGGUUUGAGAUCAGCAAGGUUGGUGUACUAUCUGCUCUGCCCCAUUUGGUAAUGACCAUUAUUGUGCCCAUCGGCGGCCAACUGGCUGACUACCUACGCAGCAGGAACAUCCUGUCAACUACCACUGUCAGGAAAAUCAUGAACUGUGGAGGAUUUGGCAUGGAGGCCACAUUACUGCUGGUGGUGGGAUAUUCCCACAGCAAAGGAGUGGCGAUCUCCUUCCUGGUUCUGGCCGUGGGCUUCAGUGGAUUUGCUAUAUCAGGCUUCAAUGUCAAUCACCUGGAUAUUGCUCCACGCUACGCCAGUAUCCUUAUGGGCAUAUCCAAUGGAGUGGGUACUCUGUCUGGAAUGGUGUGUCCGCUCAUUGUUGGUGCCAUGACGAAAAACAAGACUCGAGAAGAAUGGCAGUAUGUGUUCCUGAUAGCCUCCUUGGUGCAUUAUGGAGGCGUAGUGUUUUACGGCAUCUUUGCUUCUGGUGAAAAGCAGCCCUGGGCCGACCCAGAACUGACCAGCGAGGAGAAGUGCGGCUUCAUUGACGAGGACGAGCUGGCGGAAGAGACGGGCGACAUCACCGAGAGCUACGGUGCUUUUGGAGGUCCAGCCAAGUCGUAUGGGGCAACCACGCAGGUGAACGGCGGCUGGGCAGCGAGCUGGGAGAAAACCGAGGAGUACGUCCAAGAAGAAGCACAGGGAGGAGGAUAUGGGUACAGGCAGGAGGAGGGAUACUCUUAGACCAAACACACACAUCACUGAUACAUGAGUAGGCUUAUUUUAUUGAUUGUGAAUCAGUUUAGUCAUGAAGAAUAUCAACAAACGAGAAAAAGAACAACUACAAUCCAUUGUUGUAUUAUUUGCACAAAUUCUAAAAAAAAAAAAAAUCUAAAAAAUUAUCAACGUAAAGAUAUAUAAAAAUUAUUAAAAGAUUAAAUUCAUGAAGGUGUCACACAUAUCGAAUUGGCAGUCUGUAAAUGUAUUAUUAUGCAUAUGGAUAAUAGGUAUACUUAUUUGGAGUGCAAUUGUGUGUAAAUGUGAACAUUUCCAUGUCAUCAGCCAAGGCUUCUUGAUGGCUCUGAAGCCUGUAGGAUUACAUAGAUACAGCCCAUCAGAACCAACCCCUUAUUUAUCAAAUUAUAUGGUUCUUGUUACAGUACAACAUCGUACAAACCAGCCAUUACAGUGUAUAAAUAUGUCACUGCACAGCAUUGUAAGCAGAAACUAGACACUCUAUUGAUAUAGAUUGUACUGUAUCUCCCCUGAAUGCACUCAGAGUAGUGUGUAAAUGCACAACAUGAUGUUUUCUUUUUUUCUUUGUUCAUUUAUUUAUUAUUUUUAUGUUAUCACAGGCUUUUGUGUGAUCAAAUCUUUAAGUCCUUAAUGUUAUAAGUGGCCUGGCGUAGAGGUUUGGCGAGUGGCAUAUUGACUUUUGAUGCGCUGUGAUCAUUUAGUUGCGUUGCAUACCUGGUAAAAAGUCUUUCCGAUGUUCGCUACGUAUGAUCUGUUUCAUACCACCUCUGCAGCUGAAAGUGGGACUCUUGCAUUUGCAGCCCAUCCCACAGCGUAGUGCAGGAGUAAAGCCAUUCUCACCGUUAUUAUUUUACAUUACUGUCAAGCCACUAAAAAUCUAGCUGUACCAAUGCAUUGUCAAAAGAUGUGUCUUACAUGAAACAAAAAUAAGAAAUAACUAGAGAUUCUCAGUAAAUAUGUAUGAGAAUUUAGAGAUUAAACUUAGAUAGAAACUCAGUCAUAUACCACCUUAAGAGGGGUUUGUGCAAUGCAAAAACUAUGGGAAAGUAAAAAUUAACCUGAUCAGUAUCAGAGUCUUUAUGAUAUUAUAGCAGAAAAUAUGAAAGAUAGAGAAUAUUUUAAAAAGUACAUAAUAGACGUUUAUGGGAUGAAUAAAUUUGAAUGUACAUGGUAAAACUGUACAGGUUGACAGAUGUAAAAUAUCAAACAUGGAGGAUGAUGAAGUGAACAUUCCCUAGUAAGUAUUUGAAAGUUUACAUAUGUCUAGACUUUGCAUUCACCAAAACAGGAGAUUUCUAUUUACAGUUCAAGAGAAGCUACGGAAGAAUGGGCAAUCACAAGUUUGUGCAAAGUGGACAAACUGCUAUUUUUUGGUCUGUUAAUGUGUAAAGUGAAGCUCUGCCUUUACUUAACGGAGUCUGGUGACAGAAAGUGUGCAUGGCUCCUAAAAUCAAAUACAAGUAAACACACUGCAUCCCCCGAAUCAGUUAUGUCCUCAUUCUGCACUUACUAUGACAAGGUCUGAAGGGGGCCAAGUUUGUUUAAUUUGUCACUUGUCUGUGGAGACUUUAAUUCAGCACUUCACAAUAUAGAUGUGUGUGGAUGUGUAUUUAUGCAUGGAUCAAAGUGAACUAUGUGUCUUUUUUAUGUUUUUCUUUUAACAUUUAUUUCAGAUUUCUUCGUCUUUGUCUCAGAAACUGUUACUUAUGCUUCAAUUUCUUUGCACAAUUAACCAAAGGUGUAGAGCAGAAUUGGUUUUUAGCAGAAAGUCAAACUAUGUGAGUUUCCAGUGUGGACUCGCUGUACGCAGGUGGCACCAAACAUUACUCAGUGUACAAAGCAAUAAAUCCAUAGUAACAGUUCUGGUCAAAUGUCAACAUCAUGAACAAGUCGUUAUGUAACUGUUUUUUAUGCAUUUGUUAAAAAGUCGUGUUUUUUGUGAUAAACAAAUGUAGAAAAUAAACACUUGUAAAGAAAAAAACUAGAAAUAUAUGUAAAAAAAAAAUAGUAAUAGAGUCCAACGCAAACGUCUUUGACAUAAAAAUGCGAAGAGUUUGUAACCGGGCUGCUCACCAGAUGAGAAUGAUAAAACGAGCUCCGUGUGAGAAGCGGACGCUCUUCUCCAUGUCUCUGUUUUUGUUUUGGUGUGGUCCUCUAGGACUGUGUGCUGUUGUUCCCCACCCCUCAUGCACCACCCACCUCUCCCUGCCCUCUCACUCCUUUUCUUUUUUUUUUUUUUUUUUUUUUAAUGUUUCUCUGAAUGUUGUCCAUUCUGUGGCUGGACCCCUCUUCUUCACUUCACCUCCUCCUCCUUCCUCUCUUCCUGUGCAUCUUGAGUUAAUUGUCACAAAAUUCAUUAACCUUAAGGAUGAUCCUGUAACAGACAUUUUCAAAAAUGACAAAUGUGCAACCUGAAGUAGUUAAAAGUUUCCUGUUUUUGUGCCUCUGAAGUUACAGUGUGAUUCUAUGGCUUCUGUUGCUGUGUAAAUUGAGAGGUUUGUUGAUGUCAAACGAAAUACUCUAUAUCCCUUUUUUAUAUAAAAAAAGAAAACAAA